GCUCCACAGCUGCCAGUCUGACUCGGGGCUGCUUUUGGAGUCCGACAGUCGAGGGCCGGUGCGGAGGCACGCGCCGGGCUGAGGAAGCGCAGCGGCAGCUUCCCGCAGUGGGCAGAGUGCACAGAUCAAACUGAGAGGAAAUAGCGACCUUUUCUGCUUCAGAUCCGCCCAUAGUUGUGGAAAGGAGCAGCCUGUGUGCAGACUCAGUGCCAUGAAGGCCUGGACCCAGCGAGCAGCUGAGCCGGUGUAGCGUUUCAGUGCAAGGGGAGAUUCCUGCAUGGCACUGCAGCCUGGUGAAACGUCUCCCUCCAGAUCGUUUUGCAGCCUCUGAUUGGACUGGAUUCAAUGAGCUCAUCAUCAUCACAGCACAAAGGCUUCAGGGCCGAUGGAAUCUGAUUUUUUGGGAUUAAAGUUUCAGAGCUGCUUUUUUUUUUUUCCUCGGCUGAAAAAUAAAGUAGAAAACGGCCUGCUUUGCGUUUUGGAAUCCUUUUAAUGGUCAUGGACAGCACAGACGACCCGGUCCCGGAGCCCAGAUCGGAGCGGAUCGCCCGCUACAAGGCCGAGAGGAGGCGAGAACUGGCCGAGCGCUAUGGCAACGUGGAGGAGCUUCCUUCCAAAUGGGUGAAGAGGGACGGGAGAGAGGCGCACGAGCCGGCGAUCCAAGCCCACGGAGGCCCGCUGAGCUCAGAACCAGGCCUGAACCAGGGCGUGAACGGAAGGACGCGAGGGGUCACCAACGGAUUAGAAGCAGACGCUCACGCAGAGUCCGACUACCUGAGGAGGCAGGGUUCCCAGGACUCUGCCAGCGCGCACAGCGGGCAGCUCCACACCCGGGUGUCGGUGGGCCGCCUGAGGAGCUCCCUCCUGCAGCGGAGCGGCGCCGGAGCGGCGCCGGACAAAGCGAGCCCCGACGCCGGUCGGACCGCGUCCUCCCUGGACCUGGCUGUGAGGCCGGGCCCCGAGGGCCGGCGGCGCACGCAGCGCUACCUCCCCGCCGGGCCGGCCGGCGCCCGCAAGAGCGGCGAGCGCUUCAGGACGCAGCCCAUCACCGCGCACGAGGUGGAGGAGAGCAGCGGGCUGCUGGAUCCUGCUGAGGAGCACUCCGAAGCUGACGUGAAAACAGACGAACGAGCCAAGAUGAGCGUCGCAGCCAAGAUGUCUCUGUUCAAAGAGCUGGAGAGGUCCGCGGCCCCCCCCAAGGCCCGGAGCGGCGCCUGUCGCGACCGCCGGGGUCGCCGCGGCAACGAGCACCGCUUCCUGACCCAGCCGAUCACCUGUGAGGAGAUGGUCACCAUCAGUGCCUCCACACCGGGAGCUCCACUGGAGCCUCCGUCUGUCCAUGCUGAGUCAGCAGAGGAUGGGGACCAGAACUGCAAACUCAGCAUGAGUGAGAAGCUGGCCCUCUUCAACAAACUGUCUCUGCCGGGGAGGCGGGACGACGGCCGCGCCGACGGGCCUCCGGAGCGGCGGCGGCAGAAGGGCGCCCGGUACCGCACGCAGCCCAUCACCGUGGAGGAGGUCGGCCUGCUCCAGAAGGGCCCGGUCCAGCUUCCCGCCUUGUGUUUGUCCUCCCACCUGUCUGACAGACAGCAGGCCUCGUCUGUCAAUCUAAAGCCCAGCGAGGUGCGUUUCUCCCAGUCCAGACCGGACGGCGGCACCGGGCCGGAAGAAAGCAGCCCGGGUCAGCACCGCGACCCGGAGACGGGCCUGAGAGGAAUCCUGAAGAAGAGCCGCUCGGAGCGGAGCGGGACGGAGGCGCCGCUCCACCGCGAGCAGAACGGCGGCGGCUGCGGGGCCGCGGCGGCGGAGGCGGCGCUGGAAGUCCAUGCGCCGCCGCGGAGACGGAGGACUUCCAGUGCGGAGGGAGGCUCCUCCACCGCGGCUCCCUGGAGGCAGAGAGCCCGAAACGGCACGGAGACCGGCGCCUCCGCUACCAGAACCGAGCCGGAGCGGGACGCUGCCCUGGACCAGCCGGCCUCGUCUCUGGAGCUCAGCUCAAGGAUUCAACAAGAGGAUGAGAAGGAGAGUGAAACCACAGCCACAGGUGGAGUCCGUGUCAGCCUGGCGGACGGUUCUACAGAACCACAGGACCCGACCAUCGGCACCAACAGCGCGGAAGAGACAGAAACUCUUGCGGCUCCUCAGCGCUGGGAGCCCGUCUUUGCCUCUGUCUAUUCUAGCAGCACGCCCCAGUAUAUCAUGUGUUUCAAUCAGACAAAUCUGUCCUUUGAGGCUCAGGAAGUGUCGUCUCCCACCAAGAACCAGCCGCAGCCUCAGUGGAGACAAAAGGCCGGUGGGGCUGAGGAUCAGGAGCCUCACGCGGACAAAGACGAGGACUUUGAAGCUGAGGCAGCGGCACAGUGCGCUCCGCCCUCGCCGCCGCGCGAGGCGACGGAGCCGGUCGCGGCGGACGGAGGCUCCUCCGGGGACCGGUCGCCCCCCUCCUCCCGCCCCCGCCCCCCCGCCGGAGACGGCGCUGCUGAGAGCGAGCAGGACCUGGACGUGCUCUGCCAGACCAACAUGCCCAUGCUAACUUCGGCCGUAGCGGAGCACAGGAGGUCCGUGCGUCCAUCUCGCCGCACUCAGGGCUCCAGGAACCCUCUGCGGGCUCUCGCAGCCAGAGAGGACAUCAGGCAGGACUACAUGGGCGAGAGAGUCGGCACAACUGAGGAGAGGAUUCAAGCAGAGAAGAAGUCCAAGAACUCUUCUCCAGAAGCUUCGCCUCCCAGAUCGACGGACUCCUCCUUUGACGCUGCGCGUGCGGCCCGUCCGCCCUUCAGCAGCCUGAUGCUCAUCCACGUCAAAGGUAGGCAGCAUGUUCAGGCGCGUGUGGUGGAGCCGUCGGCGAGGUCGCUGAACAGCGGCGACUGCUUCCUGCUGGUUUCCCCGGAGCAUUGCGUUGUGUGGAGCGGCGAGUUUGCCAGCGAGCAGGAGAGAGCCAAGGCGUCGGCGCUGGCGUCGUUCAUCCAGCGUCACGGGGACCUCGGCUGCCGGGCCUCGCGGGUCGUCCGCCUGGAGGAGGGGCUGAACUCUGACGGCAGCGUGGCCGCAGACUUCUGGUCUCUCCUGGGAGGGAGGACGCCGUACAGAGGUGCCGGCGCGCCGGAGGAGGACGAGGUCUACGAGCGCGGCGUGGUGGAGUCCAACUGCGUGUACCGGCUGGUGGAGACGCGGCUGGUGCCCUAUGAACGGGCCUGGGCCUCCGUCCCCACCACCUCGCUGCUGAGCCCCACUGAGGCGCUGGUGUUUGACUUCGGCAGCGAGCUGUACCUGUGGCUCGGGCUCGACGUCCCCCCCGGCAGGAGAUCGGUGGCUCUGCAGCUGACUCAGCAGGUGUGGGCCGGCGCCUACGACUACAGCAACUGUGGAGUCAACCCACUGGAUCCCACGCAGCGCAACCCCGGCGUACAGCCGCGAGGGGAGGGUCGUCCCGCCUGGGCCUUGUUCGGGGUCCUAUCGCAGCACAGCGAGACCAGCCUGUUCACGGAGAAGUUUCUAGACUGGCCGCGCGGCGGCGGGGGGAGCGAGGACGCUGCCGCGGUGGACGACGAGGCGCAGGUUGGUUCGGACCGGUUCAACCCGUUUCAUUCGGGGGAAAGCGUAACCCGGCUCCUCUCCUCGCAGCCUGAGCCGCCGGCGCCCGACCUCCUGGCGUCCUGUGACAGCGCGUCUCUGGCGCCGGGCCAGACUGCGGAGGAGGUCGGCUCGGUUCUGGACGGGCUCGGCGUGCGGCGGGGCGGCAGCGGCGUGGUGGCGCUGGAGGACGGGGGCCGGGCGGAGCUGCGGACGCUCGCUGUGGACACGUGGCACGUCCAGGAGUUCGGCGACAGCGAGGUUCCGGUGCAGAGCGCCGGGCAGCUGCAUCAGGGCGACUCCUACGUCAUCCGCUGGACUCACAGCGCCGGCGCCGCCGAUGACGUGGACGGUCCAGACGGGUCCGGUCCAGACGGGUCCGGCCCAAAGCAGAGCACCACCUUCUUCCUGUGGCGCGGCCGUCACUCCAGCGUCAGCGGACGCGACACGGCCGCGUUUCUGUCCAUCGGCACGAAGACGCCCCCGGAGUCGCAGGUGGCCGUGUCUCAGGGCAGCGAACCGCCCUGCUUCCUGCAGCUUUUCCACGGAGGCCUGGUUGUUCACAAGGGCAAACGAGAGGAGGCGUCCGCUCACGAAGGCUGGCGCUUGUUCUGCGUGCGGGGGGAGCUGCCGGAGGAGGGGUCUCUGCUGGAGGUGGAUUGCUGCUGCGCGGGUCUACGCUCCAGGGGCUGUGUUGUCCUGCUCAACAGCCAGCAGGGGGUCCUGUACCUCUGGACUGGUUGCAAAGCCCACAGCAGCGUCCGAGAGGUCGGCAGGAGGACGGUGGAGCGUCUCACUCAGAUGCGUCCACCAGAGCUGGGUCUCGGCGCCGACCAGCCGGUGGAGGUGGAGGCGGUGGAGGAAGGUUCAGAGCCCGCAGGCUUCUGGGCCGCGCUGGGCCCGAUGGACCGGAAGGCCUACGACUGCAUGCUGCACGAUCCUGGGAAGUACAACUUCACGCCGCGCCUCUUCCAUCUGAGCGCCCGCUCCGGGAGCCUCCGGGCCAGGGAGCUUCAGAGCCCGCAUCGGCUGCCGGGGCUUGUGAUGGCGAUGCCCUUCGUCCAGGAGAGCCUGUACUCUGAGCCGCAGCCAGCUUUGUUCCUGCUCGACAACCGCCUGGAGGUUUACCUGUGGCAGAGGGGUCAGCCUGAGCAGACAGAGAGUUCGGCGUCAGCCUGGACCCGGUGGCACAAUGAGCGCCGGUGCGCCAUGCAGACGGCGCUGCAGUACUGCAAAGAAAUGAACCCGAGGAGGCCGCCGCAGGCCUAUCUGGUCCUCGAGGGGUCAGAACCUCUCACCUUCACGAACGUCUUCCCACACUGGGACACGAGCCUCGGACCUCGCUCACAGGGUUGCACAGGGCGGGUUAAGCUGACUAUGGUGCAGGACGCCCUGGCCCAGCUGAUGAAGACCCAGUACCCUCUGGAGGAGCUGCUGCAGAACCCUUUGCCUGAGGGAGUGGACCCACAGCACCUGGAGGUCUACCUGUCUGACCAGGACUUCCAGACUAUUCUGGAAAUGAAGAGAGAUGAAUAUGCCUCGCUCCCAAGCUGGAAGCAAAUUGAUCUGAAGAAAAGCAAAGGCCUGCUUUACUAGACGGUGGGAACAUGUGGAGCCUGGAUGAUGUGACGCCACCAUCCAGCAGGACGUCACCACCACAAUGUUGCACAAAGAACUCUACACAACGGAAUAAGAAGGACAGAUUCACUUUUAUUUAUGUCACAUUAGUACGAGUGUGAGUGGGCUUUCUAUCAGAUGUGGAUUUCUCUGUAGCUAUUGUCCCGAGCAAAAAAAACAAAAACAUUUUUCCUAUGAAACCUUAACAAAUCUGCACAAAUCAAUGAAAGAUGAAAUAGCUGUGCAGGAGUAAAUGGACAUCAAUAACAAACGGUGAGAUUACAAAUGAGAAAACACGAGUGUGCUUCCUGGAACAAAAAAAAUCAAAACAAACAGAUUGUGAACAAGGAAAAAAAAAUAAAAAUAAACCGUAAUAACUUUCUAAA
This is a messenger RNA of Betta splendens (Siamese fighting fish), 5576 nucleotides long. RefSeq names its product supervillin c (gene svilc). Gene Ontology annotation, molecular function: phosphatidylinositol-4,5-bisphosphate binding; actin filament binding. Gene Ontology annotation, cellular component: cytoplasm; actin cytoskeleton. The record is from RefSeq and is a predicted model, not a curated record. The coding region runs from base 493 to 5169 and encodes 1558 amino acids. Lineage: Eukaryota; Metazoa; Chordata; Actinopteri; Anabantiformes; Osphronemidae. The transcript has 32 exons. Gene Ontology annotation, biological process: actin polymerization or depolymerization; barbed-end actin filament capping; cytoskeleton organization.